Messenger RNA from Chroicocephalus ridibundus (black-headed gull), 1615 nucleotides. It is a transcript of the gene CKMT2, whose product is annotated as creatine kinase, mitochondrial 2. Gene Ontology annotation, cellular component: mitochondrion. Gene Ontology annotation, biological process: phosphocreatine biosynthetic process. Gene Ontology annotation, molecular function: creatine kinase activity. The record is from RefSeq and is a predicted model, not a curated record. The coding region runs from base 246 to 1505 and encodes 419 amino acids. NCBI's taxonomy places the organism in Eukaryota, Metazoa, Chordata, Aves, Charadriiformes, Laridae. The transcript has 11 exons.
GGAUUGGCCACUGCAGCAAUUAUUUUUGUUUCCAUCACCUCCUUUUCCCCUCUCUCAUAUUACCUGGGCUCCUGUCAGCGCACCAACUUGUUAUUCCCUUUACUCUGGGCUCGCUGCAGGCAGCAGGACGUCUCUACCUUCAGCUUCAAGGUAGUUAACCUACGCAGUCUGUGGCAUCUCCAGUGUUGGGGGCUUUUAAGAGCUGUUAGAGGAGCAUCUGUCAGACACCGUAUCCUCCGAGAGGAAUGGCUGGCACCUUCUGCCGUCUCCUGGCUGGCCGUGCAACCACUGCACUCUUUGCAGCCGCAGGCACAGGGGUGCUGACCACCGGGUACCUCCUCAACCAGCAAAAUGUGAAGGCUGCUGUUCAGGAAAAGCGUAAGCUCUUCCCUCCAAGCGCCGACUAUCCUGAUCUCCGCAAACAUAACAACUGCAUGGCUGAGUGCCUCACACCAGGCAUUUACUCUAGGCUAAGGGACAAGAUGACUCCCAACGGCUACACCCUGGACCAGUGCAUCCAAACCGGGGUUGACAAUCCCGGCCAUCCUUUCAUUAAAACUGUGGGCAUGGUCGCAGGUGAUGAGGAAUCCUACGAGGUGUUUGCUGAGAUUUUUGACCCUGUCAUUAAAGCGAGACAUAAUGGCUAUGAUCCACGGACAAUGAAGCACCACACUGACCUGGAUGCAUCCAAGAUCACCCAUGGUCAAUUUGACGAGCGCUAUGUCCUCUCAUCACGGGUGCGGACUGGCCGCAGCAUCCGUGGCCUCAGCCUUCCUCCCGCCUGCACCAGGGCAGAGCGGAGGGAGGUGGAGAACGUCGUGGUCACCGCGCUCGCUGGGCUGAAAGGAGACCUCUCUGGAAAGUACUACAGCUUGACCAAUAUGUCUGAGAGGGAUCAGCAGCAGCUUAUCGAUGAUCAUUUUCUCUUUGAUAAGCCAGUGUCCCCUUUGCUAACAUGUGCUGGGAUGGCACGUGACUGGCCAGACGCCAGAGGAAUCUGGCAUAACAAUGACAAAACAUUUCUCAUCUGGAUUAAUGAAGAAGACCACACCAGGGUGAUCUCCAUGGAGAAGGGUGGAAACAUGAAACGGGUGUUUGAAAGAUUUUGCCGUGGUUUGAAAGAGGUGGAAAGAUUAAUUAAAGAACGGGGCUGGGAGUUCAUGUGGAACGAGCGACUUGGAUAUGUGCUGACCUGUCCUUCCAAUCUGGGAACUGGUUUACGCGCUGGAGUCCAUGUUAAGCUGCCCAGACUUAGCAAGGAUCCCAGGUUCCCAAAAAUCCUGGAGAACCUGCGUCUGCAAAAGCGUGGCACUGGUGGAGUGGACACGGCAGCUGUAGCAGAUGUGUACGAUAUCUCCAACCUAGACCGCAUGGGUCGCUCAGAGGUGGAGCUAGUCCAGAUUGUCAUUGAUGGUGUCAAUUAUCUAGUUGACUGCGAGAAGAAACUGGAAAGAGGUCAAGACAUCAAAGUGCCACCACCCUUGCCUCAGUUUGGCAGGAAGUGAUCUUGCUGCUGAUGGUGGCAACUGAUGGUAAAUAUGGCUGCCAUUCUGACAGAAAGGCACCUCUGUAUAUCUAUGUAUAAAUAUCUUGUGUAAUAAAACACUACCUGAUA